Messenger RNA from Prorocentrum cordatum, 531 nucleotides. The record is from the annotation of a GenBank genome assembly. NCBI's taxonomy places the organism in Eukaryota, Dinophyceae, Prorocentrales, Prorocentraceae.
AUGCUCAAGAACCCGAACACCGCUGCCGCCGACCUGUUCUCGGCCGAGGUGGUGGAGAAGGCGAUCUCCGCGAUGCGGGGCAACAGCCUCCAGGUGCCGACGCCUGCCGAGCUGCGCCAGCGGAUAUUCGCGGUGUACCGCACUUUGUACGCCAGGAUCACACGGAAGGCUGCGAGCGACGGGUUCGCGCGCUACGGCCUCGACGCAGGCCUCCGCGAGGCCGACCAGGAGAAAGGCAUGUUGAAGGUAAAGAAGGAACACCACGGCAUUCACACAGAGAUGCUUCGCUACAAUUGGAUCGUGCGCGACUAUGUUGGCUUCGAGAACAGGCGGCUGCACAGCAACAGUGAUCUACUCAGUAUCCUUUUCACAGAUCACUUGCAGCUCGACCCGAAGGCCGUGGCCAAAGUGGAAAAGGCCUCGAGGAAGCACAUCAGCCGCAUGCGAAAGGAGGAGGACACCAAGAACAAGGAGCUGAGAAAAGGGCUGGAAAAAGCGGGAGUGCCAGUGAGGGCGUUGGUAGACAUGUGA